Messenger RNA from Entamoeba nuttalli P19, 210 nucleotides. RefSeq lists its product as hypothetical. The coding region runs from base 1 to 210 and encodes 69 amino acids. Lineage: Eukaryota; Evosea; Mastigamoebida; Endamoebidae. The record is from RefSeq and is a predicted model, not a curated record. The transcript has a single exon.
AUGAUAUUAUUUCUUUUAUUUUAUUUAUUGAUCACUAUUGUUAGUGCAACUCCAAAAGCUGAUUCUGUUGCAAUGGAUUUGUUUAUGGAACCAGGGGGGUGUCUUAAAUUGAAGGGAUAUCCAUUUAUGAUUGAAGGACUUGCUAUAAUGGCUAAAAAGAAGAUGAAAAACAAAAUUUUAAGAAAGGCUAAAGCAGCUGCAGGUAAUUAA